Ceratosolen solmsi marchali is the source of this 942-nucleotide messenger RNA. It is a transcript of the gene SsRbeta, whose product is annotated as signal sequence receptor beta. NCBI's taxonomy places the organism in Eukaryota, Metazoa, Arthropoda, Insecta, Hymenoptera, Agaonidae. Bases 231 to 824 code for a protein of 197 amino acids. Gene Ontology annotation, cellular component: endoplasmic reticulum; membrane. The record is from RefSeq and is a predicted model, not a curated record. The transcript is spliced from 4 exons.
GCUAAAGUAUCGAGCACUGAUCAUAAGCUUCACUGCGUAGACGACGCGUCGUCUUAUUUGAAAUUGGACGUGAAAUUAUAGGCGCUGGAAUAUGGAAGAAUGGAUAUGAAAAGUGGGAGAAGUAUAUAACGUGGCAAUAAGUUAAAUCCAAACUUACUGGAUUUAAUUAUAUGCGUAUGAUACACGCCACAUGUACCAUAUGAGAGCUAGAUAGCCCGGCCAUUUAUCCCAUGUUUAUUGGCAGCAUGAAGGUACAAUUCUUAUUUUGUAUCGCAGCUGCGUUGCUGGUUGCAGCUUACGGAGAAGAGGAUGAUAAUGAUGGAGCUCGACUUCUAGUAGCCAAACUUAUUCACAACAAAUAUCUGGUGGAAAAUAUGGAUGUUAUUGUUAAAUAUACAGUAUAUAACACCGGUAAUGCGGCUGCUCUCGAAGUUGAAAUCACUGAUAAUUCCUUUGAUCCAGAUAAUUUUGCUCAUAUGAGCGGUGAACUAAAUGCACGAAUUGAUCGUGUUCCACCCAACACUAAUGUCACACACACUGUUGUUGUAAGGCCAAGAAAACCUGGAUAUUUCAAUUUUACUUCUGCAGAAGUUCUGUAUCGUAGGAAAGAAGAUGCUCCAAGGUUACAAGUUGCUGAUAGUAGUGAACCUGGUUUAGCAUAUUUCACAUCAUAUAAGGAAUAUGAUAAAAAAUUUUCUUCACACGUUGUUGAUUGGGCUGCAUUUGCAGUCAUGACUCUACCAUCGCUAGCCAUUCCAUUCGCUCUUUGGUUCUCUAGCAAACGCAAAUACGAAAAGUUGUCAAGAAACACAAAAAAACACUGAAUCUUUUGUAAAUUUAUACUCUUAAUUAGAACAAAAAAAAUUAUAUUUUACGUGAUUGAGAGAGGUGCGACUGUUCGUUAUGUACUUUGAAUUUUGUAAUAAAUAUUAUUUAUAAAUA